UGAAAAUAACCUUGCCGGGUAAUAUGAGCGAGUCGAAACCCAAACUUUCUUUUUCAUUCAGUCAACGUAAAAAGCAGCUGGUCUUAAGCCACACGCUUAAAAGUUCAGACACAAUUAAUAGUUUGAGGCUAAUGAGAGUAAAAAAGAGUUCAUCACUUCUAUUGAAGACAACAUAAUGCAUAAGAGAAUAUCAUUAUACCUUUGAAGCGUAGCAAAAACAAUUUCAGACAACGGAUGCAAAAAAGGUUCCUCGCAGCUGACCCUUUAGAUGCCCUUACUUUGGAAGCACUAAAAGAAAUUAAAGAGGAAAGUCAAAAAUUUACAAGUGGUAAUCGUAAUGAUCAUAUCAACUAUGAUAUUAAAAUACCUAUGGGAGCACUAGACAAUCUUGAAGAGACGGACGAUGCGGAUUAUGAUUCUGUCCCUAUAGAAAAGUUUGGCGUAGCGCUACUUGCUGGUAUGGGUUUUGAUCCGAAAUCUGUUGAUAGUUCUAAAAAGUACCACAUGUAUUCUGCCAUAUUUAUCUUCAGAGAUAUCCUAUUACCUCAGCGACCAAAGGGCCUUGGACUCGGUGCAGAUCCGAUGGCACUUCAAAAUGCCAAACACGAUUCACUGAAGGCAAAGACAGAGCAGUUGUCAUGGGUGACAGGUGCACGCUGUCAAGUUAUAUUUGGGAAGAACAAAGGUCUUUACGGAACGCUAGAAGGACUGGAUGGAGAUACUGGUCGAGUAAUUGUUAGACUAAAAAUCUCAAAGGAAGCGAUCACAGUACUUCAACAUACUGUUCGUUUGGUAUCAAGCAAGGAAUACGCCUUAUAUUCAAACUGUAUAAACCAAAAUGAAGUCGAUGAGUAUAAAGCACGUGAAGCGGAACAGUUAUCACUUAAAUCAGAUCGUGAUUCAGAUCCUCAGUCGUUGAAAUUACGAUCGAGCGCACUACGACAUGCGACGAAUCAUAAUUCUGGUUCUAGGACAUUGAAGGCUUCAGCAGAAGAUAAACCAUUAAAAUGUGAACCCAGGAGACCAUCUGGUAGUAUGGACUGGUUAAGGCCGAAAUUAAUUGUACAAUGCUCAGAUCGAAAUUACUGUAAUGGAAAAUAUAGUGGAGAAAAGUUAAUUAUUAUGACAGUUAACUCUCAUCGAUGCAGUUGUAAAACGGAAUCUGGUCAAAUAAUUGAAGGUCUUCCCAUAAAGUAUUUACAAACCUUUAUACCACAUGAAAUGAAUUCUGUUCUAAUGAUCGUCAAUGGAGAUCGGAAUGGCCAGCUUGCACGCUUAAUUAAAAGAGACAGUCGCAACCAAUUGGUGAAUGUAAAAACUCGAGCUGGAAUUCUUCUACAAUAUCAUUUUGACAGUAUAUGUGCAAUCAAUGAUCCAUUCGAUAAUUAA
Molecule: messenger RNA, 1389 nt
Organism: Heterobilharzia americana
Lineage: Eukaryota; Metazoa; Platyhelminthes; Trematoda; Strigeidida; Schistosomatidae
Source: the annotation of a GenBank genome assembly